Molecule: messenger RNA, 1313 nt
Organism: Cajanus cajan (pigeon pea)
Lineage: Eukaryota; Viridiplantae; Streptophyta; Magnoliopsida; Fabales; Fabaceae
Product: UDP-glucose 4-epimerase GEPI42
Biological process (GO): galactose metabolic process
Cellular component (GO): cytosol
Molecular function (GO): UDP-glucose 4-epimerase activity
Source: RefSeq, a predicted model, not a curated record
GGUGAUGAGUAGUUGAAUAAAUAGAGUUGAAGGGAGGAGAGAGGAGAGAGGAGAGAUGGUGUCCCCAAUGACAACGGUUCUGGUGACGGGUGGGGCGGGGUUCAUCGGAUCUCACACGGUGGUGCAGCUUCUGAAGCAGGGCUUCAGAGUUACCAUCAUGGACAACCUCGACAACUCCGUGAUGGAAGCAGUCCACAGGGUUGGGCGUCUGGUGGGCCCUCACCUCUCCAACAACCUCACCUUCUACCACGGAGACCUCCGCAAUGUCCACGAUUUGGACAACCUCUUCUCCAAAACUAACUUUGACGCCGUCAUCCACUUCGCCGGUCUCAAAGGCGUCGGAGAAAGCGUUGCCAAGCCACGCCGUUACUUCCACAACAACGUGGUGGGCAGCAUCAACCUCUUCCAAGUCAUGGCCAACCACAACUGUAAGAAGAUGGUUAUAUCCUCCUCCGCCACCGUUUACGGGCAGCCAGACCAAGUUCCCUGCGUGGAGGAGUCCCUCUUGCAGGCCAUGAAUCCCUACGGAAGAACAAAGCUUUUCGUGGAAGACAUUGCCCGAGACAUUCAGCGAGCGGAGCCUGAGUGGAGGAUCAUCCUCCUCCGCUACUUCAAUCCCGUGGGUGCCCACGAGAGUGGCCAACUUGGAGAAGAUCCUCGAGGCAUCCCCAAUAACCUCAUGCCUUACAUUCAUCAAGUUGCUGUUGGACGCUUGCCUCAACUCAAUGUUUAUGGUCAUGAUUAUCCUACUAAAGAUGGAACACCGAUCCGAGACUAUAUCCACGUAAUGGACUUGGCCGAGGGUCACAUUGCUGCACUGCGAAAGCUUUUUGCAACCGACAACAUUGGUUGUACUGCCUAUAACUUGGGAACUGGACGAGGUACAUCUGUGCUUGAAAUGGUUGCUGCAUUUGAAAAAGCUUCUGCCAAGAAAAUUCCAAUCAAAAUGUGUCCCAGGAGACCCGGAGAUGCUACUGCCGUAUAUGCAUCCACCGACAAGGCUGAGAGAGAACUUGGUUGGAAGGCAAAAUACGGUAUAGAGGAAAUGUGCAGGGACUUAUGGAACUGGGCGAGCAAAAAUCCAUGGGGAUACCAGGGGAAGCAUUGAUUAUGUGAAUUGCCCUCACAAAUAAAAUUCGGUGAUCAUCGGCUUGCGAUUUUUGUUUUCAUCACCCUUGUACAAGACUUCCCACUCCUUGUCAUUUUUGGAGGCCCUCCUGUUCUAUUCCUCCCCCAUAUAUAUCUAUAUUUAUCAUCGCCACAAUUUAUGUGUUCAUGUUUCUUUUCUUCAUACAAUUGAUUCAUUCCUUACA